CUUCCUUUUUCUACUUAAGAAAAAACCUUUAUAAUAAAACUUUUUCGUUUUUUAUAAAAAAAGUCAAUCUAACUUCAAAAAUGGCUAAAGAGAAGUCCACCAAGAAAGCUCCCACCAAGAAGGUCUCCCCUUACAAUAACUUCAUGAAGACCGAGCUCGCUAAGGUUAAGGAAGCUAAUCCCGGUAUUGCACACAAGGAAGCUUUCAAGUUGGCUGCUCAAAACUGGAGUAAGGCUCCCGAGAACCCCAAGAACAAGAAGGAUGAUAAGAAGGACGACAAGAAGGAAGAAGAAAAGAAGGAUUAAGCGAAAUCCUGACUGCUCAAACAAGCUACUCUCUUUCCCUUAUCAUACAUCUCUUUUUUUUUUUACUAUCAUCAUUCUUUAUCCAAAGUUUGAUAACACCUCUCCACUUUAUCUUUCUACAAUUAAUCUGAUAAAGCAAUAAAUAAUCGAAUUUUAUUUUAUUAUUAUUAUCGUUAACAAUAAAAUACUGAAUA
Molecule: messenger RNA, 499 nt
Organism: Mycotypha africana
Lineage: Eukaryota; Fungi; Mucoromycota; Mucoromycetes; Mucorales; Mycotyphaceae
Exons: 5
Coding region: 81-305 (74 amino acids)
Biological process (GO): floral meristem determinacy; leaf development; multicellular organism development
Cellular component (GO): nucleus
Source: RefSeq, a predicted model, not a curated record